AUGGCCGCCGCCCUCACCCGGUACAAACUCGUCUUCCACGUCCCCCCCGCCGCCCUCGAGGCCUGCAAAGCCGCCAUCUUCGCCGCCGGCGCAGGCCGCUACCCGGGCCCCGGCAACUACACCGAGGUCUGCUACACGACGCUCGGCACGGGCCAGUUCCGCCCCGGCGCCACCGCCAACCCCCACAUCGGCAAGGCGGGGACGCUGGAGUAUGUGGAGGAGGCGCGGGUCGAGACGUUAUGCGUUGGGGAGGAGGUGGUGAGGAGGGCGGUGGAGGCGUUGAAGGGGGCGCACCCGUAUGAGGAGCCGGCCUAUUCGGUGUUCAAGAUGGAGGACUUUUGA
Chaetomium globosum CBS 148.51 is the source of this 342-nucleotide messenger RNA. RefSeq lists its product as uncharacterized. The record is from RefSeq and is a predicted model, not a curated record. NCBI's taxonomy places the organism in Eukaryota, Fungi, Ascomycota, Sordariomycetes, Sordariales, Chaetomiaceae. The transcript has 2 exons. Bases 1 to 342 code for a protein of 113 amino acids.